GCACCUCCCGCUCUCCACCUCCGAUCCCCCUGCGUCAACGUCUACGUCCACAACCUGCUCGAUGCUACACCGACCGUAACUCCCCCAUCUCGACCCUGAGUGUCCGAUCGAAGCACGUUCCCGUCGUCGAAUACACGACGCCGAUUGCGUGACUCACAGCCAGGGAGGCAACAUCGCCAAGAUGUUGUCCUUCAAACGGGCUCUCGUUUUUGCCGCCUUCUUCCUGACUGUCUUCCUUCUUCUGCGGCAGUCCCAUGGCACCACCUCCGCAGACGAAUCCUUGGGGCCGCCAAUCCCCAAGAAACCUGCAGACGACGACAAGUCUGGCAAGAACCUUGCAUCUUAUACUUCUGACGAGUCCUCGUUACUGCGACAAAACCGUGUUCCGGCCCGCGAGAACCUGCAGGACAUGCACAAGAUGUCACUGUACGACAAGCUAGCAUACCAAUACCCCUAUGACGUCGAAACGAAGUUUCCCGCCUACAUCUGGCAGACGUGGAAGUGGACGCCUGCGAACAAGGAAUUUGAUUUCCGGGAGCAAGAAGCAAGCUGGACCGAACAACACCCCGGUUUCAUUCACGAAGUCAUCACCGAUCAGGUCGCUAUCCACUUGAUACGACUUCUCUACGCUGCCGUCCCCGAGGUGCUGGAGGCCUACGACGCCCUCCCGGAACCAGUUCUCAAGGCUGACUACUUCCGCUAUCUAAUCCUGUUGGCACGAGGCGGAAUCUACUCGGACAUUGACACAUUCGCCAUCAAAAGCGCAUCAGAGUGGAUCCCAGACAAAGUGCCCAAGGAGAGCCUAGGUCUGGUGAUCGGAAUUGAGGCUGAUCCCGAUCGUCCUGACUGGAUGGAAUGGUACAGCCGUCGCAUUCAAUUCUGCCAGUGGACCAUUCAAUCGAAGCCUGGCCAUCCUGUACUCCGCGAUAUCGUGUCACGCAUCACCCACGAGACCCUGAAAAGGAAGCGCGAAGGUCUGUUCGUGUCCAAAGAAAAGAGCGUAGUGGAGUUCACCGGCCCGGCCAUUUGGACCGACGUCAUUUUCGAUUACUUCAACGACAACCGCUAUUUCGAUAUGAGCCAUAGUAAGGGCAAUAUCUCAUAUCUGAACUUUACGGGGAUUGAAAGUCCGAAGAAGGUGGGGGAUGUGGUUGUCUUACCCAUCACGAGCUUCUCUCCGGGUGUUGGGCAGAUGGGCGCAAAGACCGUUGACGAUCCAAUGGCUUUCGUCAAGCAUGAUUUCGAAGGCACAUGGAAGCCGGAAUCAGAACGGCACAUUGGGGAGACGAAUUAGCGGUUUGUUAUUGCACCAUAUGAGCAUUGGAAAAAGGGGCACACCUCCAGCCCAUCUCAUUGACCUUCUUGCAUUUUUAUUUCCCUUUUCUGUUCGGUCUAGACAAGGCGCCAGGCGCAGCUUGCAUGCAUUGAGUUCCAAAAUACACGAUGAAACGCAUGAGCUGUAUAUACCCAAA
This is a messenger RNA of Pseudomassariella vexata, 1472 nucleotides long. Its product is annotated as nucleotide-diphospho-sugar transferase. Gene Ontology annotation, cellular component: mannan polymerase complex. The transcript is spliced from 2 exons. Bases 182 to 1294 code for a protein of 370 amino acids. NCBI's taxonomy places the organism in Eukaryota, Fungi, Ascomycota, Sordariomycetes, Amphisphaeriales, Pseudomassariaceae. Gene Ontology annotation, molecular function: alpha-1,6-mannosyltransferase activity. Gene Ontology annotation, biological process: protein N-linked glycosylation. The record is from RefSeq and is a predicted model, not a curated record.